Drosophila hydei is the source of this 670-nucleotide messenger RNA. RefSeq lists its product as uncharacterized. The transcript is spliced from 4 exons. NCBI's taxonomy places the organism in Eukaryota, Metazoa, Arthropoda, Insecta, Diptera, Drosophilidae. The record is from RefSeq and is a predicted model, not a curated record. Bases 130 to 654 code for a protein of 174 amino acids.
CUGUGGCAGUGGCAACAGCAGCGCUUGUCCCAAAAAUAAAAUUUAUUUAUACGAACGGAAAUAUUGAACUUAUCUGUGAAAAUUAUCAAAAAAGAAAACAUAAACAUCUAAGAGAACUCCUUAUCGAAUAUGCCACUGCAGCUGUUUAAACUGCUGCUACUGUUGCUGCUGUUCAAGUGCCUCAAAGCCGAGUCACCACAAUGUUUUCACUUCACCUGGAUAGGACCCUACGACAACAAAACGAAUAUAGUCAAGGAAAGCUGCGAUGCAAGAGUUGGCGAUUUCAAUGAGAUACCCUGUGAAAUGCCCUUGGUAGUCACUCCCAACGAUACUGUGCCGAAUGUGAAGGCAUUGUGGAAGAACGAGACAUUGAAUCGCGAACAUUAUCUGUGCCAGAUGUCACCCGGCUACUCCUGCGUCAAGUACUCCUACAUAUUCAAGGGUGGCAUACAAAAUAUUACCUAUAUGUGUGCCAAGGUGAAUAACAGCAAUGGCUGUUACCGCGAAACCCAGUCGACGGGCAUGCAGGUGGAGGCUUGCGUGUGCACCUCUAAACUGGGUCUGAUACCCUGCAAUUGCAGCCCGACUACGCAGUCUCAACAAAUUCUUGGCUGGGUCAUAGUGCUGCUCAGCGCUUUUAUUGUUCUUAAAUAAACAAAUCGAAAAAUAA